CGACCUUUUUUUUUGCUUUUUACGCUGCUCGCGGAAUGAACUCGGCCGGCUGGGUCGUGGAUGACAACGACGAAGCAGUGUUCAUCGACAUAUCACCGAACGAGGGCGAAGAAAACUUAGAAGGCGAGGCGGGGUCGAAAUGGCCGCACCUUCCCGAUUUGCUUUUGGAGCAGAUUUUCUCGUAUCUCAGCCUCAGGGAGCGUUAUUACGCGAGCCUGGUGUGCGUAAACUGGAACCGGGCUUUUUACCUACCGUACGUCUGGAAAGAGUUCGUAUUCACCGAUACUACACUCACCAGAGCCAAAUACAACUACUAUUUAGGUUGGCAGUACGUGCUGGACCACCUCAAGACAUCACUUUGUCUUUCGACCAUCGGCAAAAACAUCAGAACUCUGAUACUGAAACCGAUGUACAAUUUCACCAACGUAUACGAGUUUAUGAACAUAGUCGCGUGGUUCAUCGAACAAUCCGCCAACGAGUCCAUCAACAAAGAGAUCGGCGACAUCGGCAACAACAUAACUCACUUGAAGUUCGUUUUCCCGUGCGAUAUGACGGAACGGGGAGACACGGAGCGUAUGCAAUUGUUCGGCACCGGUGGCAAACUGCUGGGCGGCCUCAAAAAACUGAUGGGCAAACUCGAAGACCUGCACAAGCUCGAGCUCGUCGACCUGAUGCUCGAGGCGAACGAGGCUAAAUUUUUACUCGACGGAGUCUGCGAUACGUGUCACCUAACCUUGCGCACUUUGAGGCUCGUCAACGCCACCAAAUUGCACUAUGAAAUCUUACACGCCGGCGUAUUCUUGAAUUUAUAUGAGCUGCACAUAAGUCCUCAAAAUUUGGGCGAAGAUCUGGUCCAGCUGCUCGGCCAAACGAAACUCAAGCACCUGCACAUUUUGCAAAACACUUAUACGAUGGACGACGUGUUCGUGCCUGCAGUGGCGGCGGCCGCGUGGAAAGCGAUGCGCAAAAUCAACCAGAAAUUGAACGUUCACUUGGCGGUCGAGAGCAAAAGGCCGAAACGACUCGUAUGGCAAGAGGGCGCUCCGGUCAGAAGCGUUUUAUACGAUUCGUCUCAUAUCGGGAUGUCGACGGAGAUUUUGGUAAAACUCAUCGAUUACUACAAGUCCGAUCUGAGAAUUUACGGGCACCUCAGCAUACCGAGGUUCCACAUGCCCAAAUCGUUUUUCGAUAGGAAUGAUGGCAAUUUGCUGCUGUUAGUCAGACAGUGCAGCUACCUGUCGACUUUGAUCGUCACGGAAAAAGUGUCCACCGGUACGGUCCUGCUCGUAGCGUGCGCGGGGCGCAACCUGAAACGACUGCACGUGCGCGGCAACGGCACCAUCUUGAAAUGCGAGUGGACUCGCAAUCCCGACUGGUCGGACGAAUUCUACGCGUGGCUCAAAUCGACCAGCAAGAGUUACGACGCGGUCGAGAAGGAAAUCUCCCAGAUUUUAGGUUACCGAUGGCGUUUCCUCAGCGACAAGGAGUUCAAACGAUUGAAAUGCGACGUGCACGAUUAUUAA
Molecule: messenger RNA, 1523 nt
Organism: Cylas formicarius (sweet potato weevil)
Lineage: Eukaryota; Metazoa; Arthropoda; Insecta; Coleoptera; Brentidae
Exons: 6
Coding region: 36-1523 (495 amino acids)
Molecular function (GO): protein binding
Source: RefSeq, a predicted model, not a curated record